AUGUCCCCGAUAUCGCUAGACGUCUCUUGCCUGUGCGGCGCCGUCGCCCAGCAAGUCAAGUCCCGCGGCAGCUCCGACGCAGUGACCAUCGAGUUGUCCAUUGGCCACAGCGACAUGGACAGACACGCCACCGGUAUCCUGUGCGCCUCGUACUACCCCAUCGGGGAGCCCGAUGUCUCCAAGGGCACUGCGGCACACGACGGCGCCGACGGGUGGACGAGGUUCUUCUGUCUGACCUGCGGAUGCCACGUCUUUCGCCGGAAGACGGCGGCUGGCCAGGCGGAGUGGGAGGCGGCGACGGGGGUCUUGGUCUCCAGCACCGGAGACAACGCCGAUGAUGGAGAUGGAGAUGCCCGCUUCGCCAAGCACACGUCGGUCUCGGACACCAAAGACGGCGGCCUCUCCGUGUGGCUACCCCAGAUCGACGGGCGCGCGCUGGAGGCCGCGACGCAGGACGCGGACCCAGCGGCCAAGGAACGAGCACACUCGUCGCCUCUGCCCCCGUUGUCGUCCCUCGUCCCGGCCAACACGCUCCCGGCGUCGUGUGCCUGCGGUAGAGUGAGCUUCCACAUCACCCGCCCGGACGAGCGGAGCCAGCUCCCGCACUCGGGCUUCCCGGACCUUCAGUACGCCGCCUGCUCGCACUCGGCAGACUUCAUGAGCAACCCGGAGAAGGUCAAGUGGUGGAUCCGCGCCGACGGCACAAAGUAUCUCGCGGGCACCUGCGCGUGUCGCUCGUGCCGGCUCAUCUCGGGCUUCGAGAUCCAGACGUGGGCGUUCGUGCCCCGCGAGAACAUUGUCUUCCACGUCCCGGGACCGGAUGGGUCUUCCUUCUACUCCUACUCCUCCCCCUCCUCCGCCGGCACCGGCGCCAUCUCUCUCCCUCUAGACUUCGCGACGCUACCGGCCGGCAUCCUCCGGACCUACGAGUCGUCGCCCGGCGUGCUGCGCGAGUUCUGCGGCGCGUGCGGCGCGACGGUCUUCUGGCACGACAAGUGGCGGCCGGACGUCAUCGACGUCAGCGUCGGACUGCUGCGCGCGCAGGAGGGCGCGAGGGCGGAGUCGUGGCUCGACUGGUGGACGGACAGGUGCAGCUUCGAGGAGGAGACGGAGACGGGUCGGACGGGAGAGCCGUCGCGCAUUGCGAGGAAGCUGGUCGACGGUCUGGAACGAGGGCUGCGUUCAUGGGCGCAAUCAAGGUGA
Molecule: messenger RNA, 1203 nt
Organism: Colletotrichum higginsianum IMI 349063
Lineage: Eukaryota; Fungi; Ascomycota; Sordariomycetes; Glomerellales; Glomerellaceae
Product: Glutathione-dependent formaldehyde-activating enzyme
Exons: 1
Coding region: 1-1203 (400 amino acids)
Source: RefSeq, a predicted model, not a curated record